AUGCUAGGGCAGAAAGUCCACCCGUUCAGAGCAUCUCAUCCACCAAGGACACUCCUGCAUCAGGUCCAGGACAAGACCGAUGCCUUCAAGAUGAUCAGCAAGACAUUGGGGCUGUCAGGUCCCCACCCUGUUCUCCCCAAAGACAAUCAAACAGUCUUCCAGAAAGAUCACCUGUCCAUGAUCAACCAGAAGUGUCAGAACCCGUGCGAGCCCAAUCCAUGUCUCAAUCAAGGAGCAUGUUCCGGUAGCAUAGGAAAUACAACCUUUACUUGCGUGUGUACAGCUGGGUUCUCCGGGCAGAACUGUGGCACAGAUAGAGCAUCAAAUGAUGCUCCGCAGUUUGUCUACACACAAGACCCGACAUUGAAGGUUACAGAGGGACAAAGCCCGUCAAUCGUGGUAUUUACCCUGAAUGCAACUGACCCUGACGGUGACCUCAUAAUCUAUGACCUCUUCGAUGAUGCAGCGAGGUCAAUCUUCGCCAUCAAUCAGUUUACAGGACAAUUGUAUGCCUCGCCAGGCCUUGAUUAUGAAAUGUUGGGAAAUCAAGUUAUUAUCACAGUCUCCGUGACUGAUGGCAUUAAUGAUCCGGUACCCCAAACUAUCUACGUUCAAAUCACCGAUGUGAACGACAUUGCUCCGACCUUCACCAACCUGCCGAACAUUACCUAUGUCUUUGAGAAUGCUACCAUCGGAAGUGAGCUCUACCAAGUCAUCACCACCGAUGAGGAUACCUUUUACGGUGGAUUUGUGACUUACUCCAUUUUGCUAGUCACCCCCAGCAAUCCUGGAUCUGCUCCAAAUAAUUACUUCUCUAUUGGAGAGACAGAUGGCAUCAUUCAGCUUGCUACCUCUCUUAAUUAUGAAGAAAUACAACAAUACUUUGUGACGGUAGUGGCCCGGGAUUACGGGACUGGUGACACAAGUCUCUCCAGCACAGCUACACUGACGGUCAGUGUCCUGGACAUCCAAGAUACUAACCCAGUCUUCCUCAAUAUCCCCUACGAUGUCACCAUCCCAGAGACAUUACCAGUGGGAUCAACUGUGCAAACCAUCAGAGCCACAGAUCCUGAUACCAAUAAUGGCAAUAUCAUCACAUAUAAUCUGGUCGUCAGUGACAGUCAAGGUUAUUUUGUGAUCGACCAAACCACCGGUAUCAUCACAGUCAACUCUCAGAUGGACAGAGAUAAUCCUGUUCUCCCAGCUACGUACCCACUCAUUGUCAGUGCUGUCGAGACCAGUUCUGGUGGAGUCUCGUUUGCUCAAGUCAGUUUCAACGUCACUGUUUCACCUGCAAACGAUGAACCGCCCUCGUUUGAUCAAAAUUCCUACUCCGCAUCCAUUCCAGAAUCAGCGUCCAUCAACUCACAACUCCCAAUCACAAUAACAGUCGAUGACGGAGACCUUAUUACUGAUAGCACAGUAACAGUUUCCCUGCAAAAUGGCAACAGCGUUCCUUUCAGAGUUUCACCAACUCAAGUUGUUGGUAGUGGUACGAUCGACAUCCUCAUCACUCAACCCCUUGAUUUUGAAAACAACCAACAAUAUACUUUACAGCUUCAAGCAGUCGAUGGAGACGGUCAAGACUUAGCUCCUUUAAUGGUGACUGUGACUGAUGUGAAUGAUAACAACCCUGUAUUCAUCAAUCGGCCGAUAGAUAACAUUUACAGAGGUAGCAUCAAUGAGAAUGACCAGACGGGAACGUUCAUUGUCCAGGUGUCCACAACGGAUGCGGACAGUGGCUCGAACGCAGCGGUCACUUACUCUAUCAUUAGCGGCAACAUUAAUAAUGUCUUCACGAUCAAUCCUACCUCUGGUGCUAUCACAAACACCCAAAUCCUUGGACCUAACACCCCUCAGACAUACACUCUCAGUGUCAGGGCAACCAACCCUACACCGGGUGUUGCACCGGCGACUGGAACAUCUACUUCGACCGUGAUCAUCACUGUGAAUGAUGUCAAUGACAGUCCUCCAAGAUUUAGUGACAAUGAAUACACUGUCUUCAUCAAUGAGGCUGCUCAGGUCGGUACCACCGUCACAAGGAUCACAGCUACCGAUGAAGACAUCCCUGAAGGAGAUAGACUCACUUAUAUCAUCACUGCAGGCAACCAAGGAGGGCAUUUUCAAAUCAACCCUGUAUCCGGGGAUGUGACCCUUCUCAGGCAGCUUGACCGGGAGCUUGAAUCCCAGCACAACCUGACCAUCAGGGCCACUGACCAGGGAGCUCCGCCCCAGUCCGCAACCACCACGCUCAAGGUCAUCGUACUCGACUUCAAUGAUAACGCCCCUCAGUGGAACCCGCAGAGCUACGUGGACAGCAUCCUGGAGAAUGUGCCGGUCAACACGUUUGUUCUGCAGGUGGUAGCUACCGAUAAUGAUCAAGGCACCAACGCUGACCUGUCGUUUACCAUCAACAAUGCCAACAACGUUCCAUUUGUCAUUGAUGACCAGGGCAACAUACGAACAUCCGGUCCUUUGAACAGAGAAACUGUACCUCAAUACAAUUUUCUGGUUACGGUGCUAGAUAAUGGUAGCCCGCAGCAAGCAGGCAACCCUCCCGCCACCAUCACCAUCAACAUCUUGGACGUCAAUGAUGAGCCUCCUGUCCUUGAUAGGAAUGCCUAUGAGUUCACCGGCUCGGAAGACGUCAACUUCAACACCUUUGUCGGACAGGUGACUGCCACAGAUCCGGACCUCUCCGGUACCCUAACGUACACCUUCGUGCCGGCCGACCCAGACUUCAACUACAUCUCAGGAACCAUCCGCACCAACACCCAACUGGACGCCAACCAGCAACAGGUCUACCAGAUGACCGUCUUCGCUUCGGACGGUGUCCAGAACUCGCAGUCAGCACCGGUGACCAUCAACGUGCUGGACGUGAACACUCAGGCACCGUUCUUCGGGUUGGGCACCUAUGUCAAGUCGCUUCCAGAGGACUCUCCUUUCCAGACCCUCGUCGUUGAUCUGAAUGCUACAGAUCCGGACAAUGGAAACAUCGGACUGAUCAUCUACAGCUUUGAGAGCCUGAGCCGAACUCAGGGACCCUUCACCGUCGAGCCCUACACCGGCGUCAUAGAUAUCUCAACGACUGCUGGCCUCGAUAGAGAGACUCAGGACGAGUACACCAUGAUCGUCAUUGCUGUCGACCAACCGGUCAGUGGUCAGCCUAUGACUGGCACGGCCACCGUCUCAGUGAUAGUGACCGAUGUCAAUGACAAUGCACCGACUUUCCGCGACAUUUCGUACGAGAAAUCGAUUUUCGAGAAUCAUCCUCUGGGCUCAAAUAUUCUCACUGUCCAAGCCGAUGACCUUGACUUGGGUGUGAAUGCUGUGGUUCUCUACCGUAUCAUCAGCGGAAACAACAACAACCUGUUUAACGUUGACGGUCAAGGGAACAUCAACCUCGGGAACACACCUCUGGAUCGGGAGAUGCAAGACCAGUAUUUCCUUAUCGUUCAGGCGUAUAACAGCGACCUAUCAGUGGGAACCAACGAAGCGCCAGUGAUCAUCAUCAUUCUUGACAUCAAUGACGUGACCCCGUUGUUCCAGCAGCAGAACUAUUAUAGGCCAGACCUGUCGGAGAACUCACCUAGUGGGACCCCAGUCCUCCAGGUCUUCGCACAAGAUCAGGACCUGGACUUGGCAGGCGAUGUGCAGUAUAGCUUGAUUGGUAACCCUAACUUCUUGACCAUCAACUCUGACACUGGGGUCAUCUCGGUCAACGGUCCCAUUGCUGACCUCAGUGGGUCAAGGAACUUUACCAUGACCGUCAGAGCCACCGAUCAGGCCAGCCCGUUCCUUAGGGGCAUGGCGACGGUUACCGUGACGGUCGUGGACGACACUGUGACAAUACCGAUAUUCACUCUAUCAAGAUAUCCUGCAACUGUGAAUGAGAAUGUUAACGCUGAUACACCUGUGACCAGGGUUUCUGCUACAUUGAAUGGAAACCCAGCUGGUAUAACAUACGCCAUCGAUCCCAACGCUAGCCCUGCUGUCUUAGAAAUCUUCAAGAUUGAAGAGAAUACCGGUCACAUCACCACUGAGGGCGCCAUUGAUCGAGAGGUCGAGGACUUCUACGCCUUCACGGUCUUUGCCUAUCACGAGGAUAGUGUCGCGCCGGGUUCUACAUCGGUCUGGGUAAAUAUCCUUGAUGAGAAUGACAAUCCACCAGAGUUCAUCACCGUACCCCCAUCACCAGUGAGUGUCCAGGAGAACACCGGAGGGAACGUCCCUGUAGGGGUCUUCAGGGCUACGGAUCCAGAUGCUGGUAUUAAUGCACAGAUGACCUUCACAAUCUCGGGGGCGGGCUCCAACUUUUUCAACGUCUUCCAGACGGCUUAUGGUGGAGGUACUAUUGUAGUAACCAGCCCACUUGAUAGAGAGAGGCAGGACUUCUAUCAGCUUACUGUGACAGCUACCGAUGGUGGAAAUCCUUCUCUGAGCUCCUCCUUCCCACUCAACAUCACUGUGACCGAUGUCAAUGAUAACUACCCCAUAUGGACACGCAACGUCUACGAAGGAUCAAUAAAUGAGAAUAACUUCACCUCCAACCCCAUUAUCACGGUGAUGGUCAACGAUCUCGAUCUCCCGUCGUCCAACAACUUUGAGUACUCCAUCAUCGCCGGUGAUCCAAUGGGCAUGUUUGAGAUCAACAGUAACGGAGAGAUCACUGUGUCCAGCCUCUUGGACAGAGAGCAGCAAGAGACCUAUCAACUGACCAUUGAGCUUAUAGACCAGACCAACUCACCUCCAGCAAGGACUACCACCUUGGCUAUCAUCACCGUGGGAGAUGAGAACGACAACACACCUAUCUUUGACGAGACCGUCAUCAGGGUCGACGUGACGGAGGGGCCGUCGUCUCAGAAUAUUCCAGUCUACAUGCUGACGGCGAAUGAUAUUGAUCUAGGAUUGAACAGGGAUAUCAUCUAUGCCAUCGGAUCUCAACAGCCUCAAUCUCAUUUCCAGAUUAAUAUUGUGACGGGUAUGAUAUCGACAACCACUGCUCUAGACUGGGAGACUAUAUCGGAAUACACCCUCAUCGUGACCGCUACCGACCAGUCACCAACAGAACCUAGGACUGGCACUGCUACAGUGAUCGUCAGCGUGAAUGACAUCAACGAUGGUGCCCCUAUGUUUGUCAGGGAUGUCUACGGACCAUACAGCGUCGUGGAAGAGGUUUCCAACUCCUACAUUGAUUCUUUCCAAGCAACAGACACAGACCAAGGACAAGCAGGAACGGUCACCUACCACGUGAUAGGACAGUAUAGUAAUUUGUUCUUCAUUCAGCCUCAAACUGGUGUGUUGACUAUCAGGCCUGACAGAGCUCUAAAUUACGAGACGAUCACUCAAUUCAACAUCACCGUGGUCGCCAUGGAUAUGGGGAACCCUGUUCUAUCAUCGUCGACUGUAGUUGGAAUCAAUGUCAUCAACAUCAAUGACCACACCCCUAUCUUCGAGGGGAUCCCAUACACCAUCACCCUCAGCAAGAACAUCUCAGCAGGCUCACUGGCGUACGUUGUCAGGGCAACGGAUGAUGAUGCUGGCAUCUUUGGCGAGGUCCGGUAUCAGAUCACAGAUGGAAACACCGACAACAUCUUCAGGAUUGAUCAAACGACUGGUGAGGUGUUUGUGCAGGGACUAUUGGAGACAGGUACUUAUCGUCUUGUUGUAGAAGCAAGGGACACACCUGGAGACAUACCUAGCUCAAGAGCUUCGUCCACAACUUUGACUAUUGUAGUAACGGAUAUCGGAGACUUUGCACCGACCUUCCCUGGAAGCUCUCUCUUUACUGGCAAUGUCUUUGAGAAUUCACCAGUAGGACAGCCUAUUACCAUGAUUCCUCCCAUCCGAGCUAUUAAUAGUGAUGCUACUGGCCAGCUCGUCUACACCAUUACCGGUCCCGACUCGCAAACAUUCAUGAUCAAUCAACUCUCAGCCGGAAUUCAAGUGAAUGGACCUCUAGACAGGGAGACCAAAGAUUUCUACGAAUUUAGGGUGAUCGUCACUGAUUCCAUGGGUAUGACUGCAGAGGGCACUGUUCAUAUCAACGUUCUGGACGUGAAUGACUUUGCGCCAGCAUUCAACGAUUCCGUCUACAACUUCACCAUCCCAGAGAAUUCACCUGGAGGCUAUUAUGUUGGAGGUGUAACGGCAUACGACCUUGACGGAGACAAUGUCAACUUCUUCAUACAGACAGGAGGAGAGGAUAAGUUUGAUAUCGGAGGCACAUCAGAAACGAUUACAGUCACACCUGGAGCAGUGUUAGACCGAGAGGAGAAACCCUUCUACACCCUGACCGUCAUGGUCUCCGACCUACGUAACCCGCCCCUCAGUGGUACCGCCACCGUCUACAUCAACCUCAUCGACAUCAACGACAGUCCUCCCAAGUUCACCGCCUCCUUCCUGGAUCAAAUCAUCUCCAUCCCCGAAGACACGCCCGGCAACACGCUCGUCACCGCGGUAACCGCAACCGAUGAUGACCUCAACUCCAAUAUAAAUUACCGGAUUGUCUCGGUGUCCGUUUACGAUGAGGAUGAUGUCGACAUCACAUCGUUUUUCGAUUAUAGGACGGUCUUCAGCCUCAAUCCAACAAAUGGGAAUAUAACGCUGACCUCUCCUGUUGACCGAGAGGUCACCGAGAAGUUUGUGUUUUCGAUUUCAGCAAGGGAUUUGAAUUCUCAGAAUCCUAUCUUCGGCACGAGCCAAGAAAAUGCCCAAGUCACCAUUCUUAUCACCGACAUCAACGACAACCACCCGGCCUUCCAGCCUCCCGGCACCACCUUCAUCCUCCGCCAGCUCCCAGAAUCCUUUGGAGCAGGAAGCCCAAUCCCCGGUAACCUGCUAGCCUUGGAUCCAGACCUUGGUCUGAACGGCAAGGUGAUGUACAUCAUUCAGGAUCCAUCUGGUGUGCCCGUCACUAUCGAUCAGAAUACAGGUCAGCUGACCCUCCUGGUGACUGUUGACCGAGAGCAGCAACCCUGGGUCAACCUGACCGUCCUGGCCGUCGACAAGGGCACACCGUCCCUCAACACUAGCAUCCCUGUCUACCUUGAGAUCAUCGACAACAACGACAACAACCCCGUCUUCGGAGCGCAGUCCCACACCCCCACGAUCAUAGAGAGCGCCCCCAUCGGUGCGUUUGUGUUUAAUGUCAAUGCGACGGAUGCUGAUAGCGGAGGAAGCGGUCAAGUGACCUAUAGUCUGAUUGGGGGUGAUGGAAAAUUCACCAUCAAUCAAGAUACAGGAGUGAUAACCCUACUGCAGCAAGUAGACAAGGAGACCCAGUCCCAGCACAUGUUGACAGUGUUUGCUAGGGACAACCCUGGGGACUCUGAAGACAGUAGAACAGGCUCAACAACAGUAAUUGUCAAUGUGUUGGAUGCUAAUGAGUUUCCACCAGUAGUGACGCAGCCCAUCUUCACCAUCAAUGAGGGAGGAAUCGGGGGCGAAGUGGUAGGGAUCAUCGAGGCCUAUGACCCCGAUGACCCUGAUGACCCUAACCAGUCACUGUACUAUGUGGUUGUCAGCUCACAACCGGAAGUUGGCAGCACGUUGUUUAUUAUCAACAAUGUGACUGGGGAGAUUAUCACUACUGGACCGCUUGAUAGAGAUAGUGGUUUACAUCCAGCCAGGGUCGAUCUAGAUCUGAUCGUUUAUGAUGACGGCAAUCCCAACCUCGGCACACCGACCACUGCCAUCAUCUACAUCAAUGACCUCAACGACAACCAGCCCAUCUUUGACCGGCCCUUGUACGAUGUGACGGUCGUAGAGGGUCAAUAUAAUGACCCCAUCAUCACCGUGGUGGCCAAUGAUCCCGAUCAGAACAGUAAUCUCAGAUACAAGAUCCUUGGAGGAAACCUCAACAAUACAUUCGUACUCGUCGAUGGAGGCUUAAUCCCGGUCAAACCACUGGACUUUGAGACGUUCACGAACUACAAUCUGACCGUUGUGGUGACCGACGACAGCGGAAAUAGAGAUACGACCUACGUCGCGGUUACCGUAACCGACGCCAACGAUCACAACCCCACGUUCGUUCCUGAUCUCUACAGUCUUUCUGUGACUGAGAAUGAACCUCCAGGCACACAGGUUGGGGUGGUAAUGACCAUCGACGGUGACACCCUUCCAGAGUACACCGACAUCAUCUACACCAUCCUGACCGGCAACGGCCUCAGAAACUUCACCAUCAACUCCACGACAGGCAUCAUCAACACGGCAACGAUCCUGGAUAGAGAGAAGACCAGCGAGUAUGUUCUGACCAUAGGAGCAGAGAAUCCGGUCGGAGGAACAACGGGAACAGCAACGGUUUCUAUCAUUGUGAGAGACGUCAACGACAAUACCCCCACCUUUGAAGAGAAUCCUUACACCUCCACCGUCACUACCAACACUCUCCUGGUAGACGUGCAUGCUAAUGACCCUGAUGAAGGGGGCAACGGCAUCGUCAUCUAUGAGAUUGUAUCCGGCAACGAAGAUAAUCGCUUCACAAUAGACAACCGGACCGGGGUCAUCACCCUUGUCAACCCACUGGAGAGUCAACUGAUUAGGAAUUACACCCUGGUGGUCAUAGGUCAUGACCUUGGAAACCCUCGGCUCCAGAGCAACACAACCGUCGACCUCCGCAUCAACUACCUGGGUCUCAACGCCCCUCCGUCUUUCGUCCGACCGAACCAGGGCUCUACCGUGUUUAUUACCGAGAACAAUCCUCUUGGUCUUUUGAUCAUCAAUGCCUUCGCCGUGGAUGAUGAUGUUGGAGCUAACGGAGUGGUCGAUUACAGCAUUCUCCCCAACUUUGACUACAGUGACUUCACCAUCGACCCGGUGACUGGCGAUAUCACCAUACUGGUGUCAGCUGACAGAGAGAUAAAGGAUUCUUAUACUUUGACAGUAGUAGCUACUGACAGAGGAGACCCAAACCUUUCAACCAGUUCCACAUUUGUCAUCAGGGUACUUGAUGAAAACGAUGACAAUCCUGCCUUCCCGAGACCAGAUGGUAUGAACAAUCCCAUCGUGCUGAAUCUGAAUGUGUUUGAGAAUGCCAAUAUCAGCGACCUGGUCGGAACUGUUGAUGGUGCCAUUGAUCUAGACCUGGGGGUAAAUGGACAAAUCUUCUACCACAUCGUCGAUAGCACAGUCGGUGGUAUCUUUGUGAUCAACUCCACGACCGGAGUAGUCACCGUGAACGGCACCCUCGAUCGGGAAGACAUCGGCGUCCACACCAUUUACAUCCUAGCAACCAACGACGCUACCUACAAUAGGACGGGACCCUAUAACGUAUUGGACAAUAUCUCACUGAAAGAAGUCAAGAUUACUCUGUUGGACAUCAACGACAAUGAAUUCACCAGUACUGUCAAAUCUGCUUACGCCUGCAUGUUUGAUAACCCUUGUCAAAAUGAAGGGAUCUGCAUGGAGGAUGAAGACAAUCCUGGUGACGUGAAGUGUGAAUGUCCAGAUGAAUAUGGCGGACUUUACUGUGAGGAAUCUAUCCCAAACGCCUGCAUGUUUGAUAACCCUUGUCAAAAUGAAGGGACCUGCAUGGAUGAUGAAGACAAUCCUGGUAACGUGAAGUGUGUAUGUCUAGAUGGGUAUAGUGGACUGGACUGUGGAGAAGCUACCCCAAGGUACAAUCUGAACAUAUUAAUAGCUGCACUUGCUGGUUUAGCAGUAUUCAUGUCACUCGUCAGUCUCAUUAUGAUUUGUGCCAAGGCGAGGAAAACGUCUUCUGCGAGGAAUGAGCUGAACGUAUCUGAUUCAUGUCAACGGCCACCCCAAUCGGUGAACAACCAACCCGACCUCGAGGCGGUGGCUAAUGAACCUAACGUACCGAAUGGUCCGAUGAGAGAAAACACGGACAUGGCAAACAGGCCCCUUCCAUCUUUACCUGACCAACCAGGAGCGAUUGUCCAUGACUAUGCGACCACGUUGAGACCAUUAAUGAGACAAAGAAGCAAUCAUAGUUUUGUUUGAGUUUAUUGGUUUCACAUUUCACAUGCAGAUUCAAUAUAGAUAACAAAAUCUACAGAAAGACAAAUUGUUUCAUAAUACAAAAAAUUAUACUAAU
Strongylocentrotus purpuratus (purple sea urchin) is the source of this 10054-nucleotide messenger RNA. RefSeq names its product cadherin-23. The record is from RefSeq and is a predicted model, not a curated record. The coding region runs from base 1 to 9960 and encodes 3319 amino acids. Gene Ontology annotation, biological process: homophilic cell-cell adhesion. Lineage: Eukaryota; Metazoa; Echinodermata; Echinoidea; Camarodonta; Strongylocentrotidae. Gene Ontology annotation, cellular component: cell-cell junction; plasma membrane. The transcript is spliced from 61 exons. Gene Ontology annotation, molecular function: calcium ion binding.